Molecule: messenger RNA, 1216 nt
Organism: Vanrija pseudolonga
Lineage: Eukaryota; Fungi; Basidiomycota; Tremellomycetes; Trichosporonales; Trichosporonaceae
Gene: SPAC8F11.04
Product: Putative ribosome biogenesis protein
Exons: 3
Coding region: 32-1129 (365 amino acids)
Biological process (GO): maturation of LSU-rRNA
Cellular component (GO): 90S preribosome; cytosolic large ribosomal subunit
Molecular function (GO): RNA binding
Source: RefSeq, a predicted model, not a curated record
CACUUGUUCAUCACACCGCGGCAAGACAAACAUGGCCAAGAAGUCUGCUGCCCCCCAGGCCCCCAUCGACGCCGCUCCGGCCGGCACGCUCCCCGCCGACUUUAACAAGGCUCAGGCGACCAAGGCCGUCAACGCGCUGCUCAAGCAUGCCGCCAAGGUCCAGAAGGAGCGCGAGGAGACCGAGCUGCUCGAGCGCGACGAGCACGUGUGGCUGAGCAUCAACACCAAGACUGGCAGCACGCGGAAAAAGCUCAUGCCCGUCAAGAUCCAGCUCCCCUCGCCUCCCCUCCCCCCGCCGCCCGCCACGUCCGUCUGCCUGAUCACCAAGGACCCGCAGCGCGAGUACAAGGACCUGCUCGAGGCGCACGGCAUCAAGUUUAUCGCGCGCGUCGUCGGCGUCGACAAGCUCAAGGGCAAGUUCAAGCCGUUCGAGCCCCGCCGCCAGCUCGCCGCCGACCACGAGCUCUUCCUCUGCGACGACCGCGUGCUCCCCAUGAUGCCCAAGCUCCUCGGCAAGAUCUUCUUCACCGCCAAGAAGCAGCCCAUCCCCGUCAACUUGCUACGCAAGGACCUCAAGGCCGAGCUCGGCCGUGCGAUCAACAGCACCUACUUCCACCCUAGCACUGGAACGUCGAACUCGAUCAGGAUAGCGACCAUUGGCACCUCGACCGCGGCCCAGACGACCGAGAACCUCCUCGCUGCGCUCCCUGCCGCCGUCGAGCUCAUCCCCGGCGGAUGGGAGAACGUGCUGUCGGUCGGCAUCAAGACGAGCACGUCGGUCCUGCUGCCCGUGUACUCUGCGUCGCUCGACUCGCGCUUUGCCGACGCCGCAGAGGACGUGGACAUGGACGCCCCCGUCGCUGCCCCCGCCCCCAAGAAGGGCAAGGGCAAGGCUGCCCCCGUGUCCGCCGUCGCCGAGGUCACCGCCGCCGCGGGCAAGGCCAAGGCCGCCAAGGUCGAGGCUGCGGUCGCUGCGGUCGCUGCCCCCGCGCCGUCCAAGAAGGUCGUCGUCAAGGCCAAGAAGGGCGUGAGCGCCGGCGUCGAGGUCACGCCGAAGAAGAAGAGCUCGACGAUCGGCUCGGGCGCGAAGAAGGCCAAGACGGCCGCUAUUGGCAAGGCGAGGAAGUAGCGAGGCGAAGAGCGAUUGGGCUCGGGCGCGGCGCGAUAUACCACCCCGGAUAGAGUAUCAGUGUAUGCAUGCUAUUGUUACGGCGAG